Molecule: messenger RNA, 1358 nt
Organism: Phalacrocorax carbo (great cormorant)
Lineage: Eukaryota; Metazoa; Chordata; Aves; Suliformes; Phalacrocoracidae
Source: RefSeq, a predicted model, not a curated record
GGGGCGCCCGGCGGCCAUCACUCGAGUGGCGGGCCCUCCGCCCCGCCCGCCCCCUAGGCUGCCGCGGGCCGGUGUCGGCGCGCCGCGGCACGCCCCUUUUCGCCGGCGCGACGCGUGCGUGGUAGGAGAGGGAGUUCUUCCAUCUUCAUUGUCAAAAGAAAAGAGAGCUUCUUGGAACCUCUGCUUAUCUUCUCAAUGGAAUGAGAUGAACAAAGAAGGUAUAAACUAAACCAUUUGUUCCAGCUGCUCCCCUGGAGGACUGUGCCUGGUAACUGUCCCUCCCUGCCUGAGGACCUAUCUCAGGGUUUGUUUCCCCCCUGCACUCCUCCAGCAUUCGUACCUACUCUUCAAGAAAUAAUGGAAUUUCUCCAGUGAUGACUCAGAAUGAAAGUGUUGGUGUUCAGCAACCCUGUGUAAAUUUCUCAGCCCUCUACAAGGGAAUACCAAAAGACCCUGAAGAUUAACAUUUAUCAUGCUGAGAUUCGGGCAGCACCUCAUCAAGCCCUCCAUGGUCUUCCUGAAGACUGAGCUUUCCUUUGCUCUCGUCAACCGGAAGCCGGUGGUCCCAGGACGUAUCCUUUCAUGCAGCGCCUUGACAAUGGGCACCCACGCUCUUGGGAGAAGCAGGAGGAGCUCUGUGCGCUUCAAAGGCCAGAUUUGCAUUUGUGCCUUGACAAUACCACCUUCAGAUGUCCUUGUUUGUCCUCUGCGGCCAGUGGAGCGUUUCCGUGACUUGUGUCCUGAGGAAGUGGCCGAUUUAUUUCGUACAGCGCAGAGGGUUGGCAAUGUGGUGGAGAAACAUUUCUGCGGCACCUCGCUCACCAUUUCAAUUCAGGAUGGUCCUGAAGCUGGACAAACGGUGAAGCAUGUUCAUGUCCAUGUUCUUCCAAGGAGGGCCGGAGACUUCAGCAGGAAUGAUGAUGUCUAUGAGGAGUUGCAACGACAUGACAAGGAGGAUUCCUCUGACAAGUGGAGGACAGAAGAAGAAAUGGCAGCUGAAGCAGAAAUUCUCAAGAAGUAUUUUGGGGAAAAUUAAAGGUAACAAAGUGUUUGAAAAACAUCCCGUGACAUAAGAAACUCCCCAGAAAGAAAGACUUCAUUCUCCAGUUCUCAGUGGCCCUGGAGCUGCAGCUGAACAAUUUUGUUAUGUUCUGCAAAUAUGGGAUUCUUCCAUGAAAAAUUUUAUUGGACCUUUGGAUAUCAUCAAGGUUCAAUUUCAGCUAAGACAACUAUCAGCACCAGUUCAAAAUGUUGCUCUGACUAGUAACUCAUAUUUUUCUGAAUUGUGUAUUUGGGAACAAAUCUUUUUAAACUGUCCCUUGGCUUAAAUUGAAAUAAAGUGCUGGCAAAAUGGGGUA